Silurus meridionalis is the source of this 2530-nucleotide messenger RNA. RefSeq names its product calcium-binding mitochondrial carrier protein Aralar1-like. The transcript is spliced from 18 exons. Lineage: Eukaryota; Metazoa; Chordata; Actinopteri; Siluriformes; Siluridae. The record is from RefSeq and is a predicted model, not a curated record. Gene Ontology annotation, biological process: aspartate transmembrane transport; malate-aspartate shuttle; L-glutamate transmembrane transport. The coding region runs from base 84 to 2126 and encodes 680 amino acids. Gene Ontology annotation, molecular function: calcium ion binding; L-aspartate transmembrane transporter activity; L-glutamate transmembrane transporter activity.
CACACACACACACACACACACUCAGCCGGAGAGGUGUUGCGCUCAGAGAAGCGUGCGCCAGGCAAAGUGACGUCACAACCAGCAUGGCGGCCAAGGUGCAGUCCACAAAACGAGCCAACCCAAAUGAACUUAAAGAAAUAUUCCUGAAGCAUGCAAGUGUAGUGGAUAAGGAUGGGGAGCAUUUCAUGACUCCAAAAGACUUUGUGCAGAAUUAUUUGGGACUCCACACUCAACCUAACCACAAUCCCAAAACUGUACAACUCAUUGCUGGGGUUGCUGAUACCACUAAAGACGGACUGAUCUCUUUCCAGGAGUUUCUGGCCUUUGAAUCAGUCCUCUGUGUUCCUGAUGCACUUUACCUGGUUGCGUUUCAGUUAUUUGACAAGACUGGAACUGGGGAUAUAUCUUUUGAAAAUGUACGUGACAUCUUCAGCCAGACAACUGUUCACCAUCAUAUCCCCUUUAAGUGGGACUGUGAAUUUAUCCAUCUGCACUUUGGACAGGACCUCAAAAAGCACCUCAGCUACUUAGAAUUCACCCAGUUUCUACAGGAGCUGCAGCUAGAGCAUGCCCGACAGGCUUUUGCAAUGAAGGACAAGGGAAAGAGUGGGAUGAUUUCAGCCUUAGACUUCAGUGACAUCAUGUCCACUAUCCGCCAUCACAUGCUUACCCCGUUUGUUGAGGAGAACCUUGUCUCAGUUGUGGGAGGAGGCACCACUCACAUGGUUAGCUUCUCCUUCUUUAAUGCCUUUAACUCCCUCCUCAACAAUAUGGAGAUCAUUCGGAAAAUCUACAGCACGUUAGCCGGCACACGCAAGGACACACUCGUCACCAAAGAGGAAUUUGUUCAUGCGGUAAACAAAUUUGGUCAGAUCACACCGAUGGAGGUAGACAUCCUGUACCAGCUCUCUGGCCUCCAUACUCACUCAGGAUGGCUGAACCUGGCUGAUAUUGAUAGGAUAGCUCCUCUGGAAGAAGGCGCUCUGCCUUAUCACCUAGCUGAAGUGCAGAGGCAGCAUACAGACAUCUCGAGGCCGUUCUGGCUCCAGGCUACUGAGUCUGCGUACCGCUUCACUCUAGGCUCCAUCGCGGGAGCAACGGGUGCCACAGCCGUGUACCCCAUCGACCUGGUGAAGACACGAAUGCAGAACCAGAGAUCCUCUGGCUCCUUUGUGGGAGAGCUCAUGUAUAAAAACAGCUUUGAUUGUGCCAAGAAAGUGCUUCGAUAUGAGGGAUUAUUUGGUUUCUACAGAGGUCUGUUGCCACAGCUGAUCGGAGUGGCUCCUGAGAAGGCUAUCAAACUCACUGUCAAUGACUUUGUGAGGGAUAAAUUCACCAAUAAAGAUGACUCCAUUCCACUGGUUGCAGAAGUGCUAGCAGGAGGCUGUGCCGGAGGCUCUCAGGUGAUCUUCACCAACCCAUUGGAGAUCGUGAAGAUCCGUCUGCAGGUGGCAGGUGAGAUCACGACUGGACCACGUGUCAGUGCUCUCACUGUGAUGCGAGACCUUGGAUUCUUUGGACUGUACAAGGGAGCAAAGGCCUGCUUUCUGAGAGACAUUCCCUUCUCUGCUAUCUACUUCCCUGUGUAUGCUCACUCCAAGGAAUGUCUAGCUGACGAGGAUGGCAGACUGGGGGCAUUACAGCUUCUCCUCGCUGGAGCUAUCGCAGGUGUCCCUGCUGCCUCUCUGGUGACUCCUGCUGAUGUGAUCAAAACACGUCUGCAGGUGGCAGCCCGCGCAGGCCAGACCACAUACAGCGGUGUGAUCGACUGCUUUAGGAAAAUCCAGCAAGAAGAGGGUUUCAGAGCAUUUUGGAAGGGAGCAGGAGCGCGUGUGUGUAGGUCCUCCCCUCAGUUUGGUGUUACACUGCUCACUUAUGAACUCCUACAGAGAUGGUUCUACAUCGACUUUGGGGGACACCGUCCUACGGGAUCAGAUCCUACACCGAAAUCACGCAUUUCUGAGCUUCCUCCCCUGAGCGCCGAACACAUCGGAGGUUACCGAUUGGCUGCUGCUACAUUUGCAGGUGUAGAAAGCAAGUUUGGUUUGCACCUGCCGAAGUUCAAAUCAUCCGAGAGUGUAACAGUAAAGGCAGCUCCUACAGAGCAUCCGGCUGUGGCCUCGUAGAGCUCCAUUCAGCCCAGAGAUCAACCAUCAGGUGCCUUAAUGACGUUUAGUUUCUCUGUGGUCUCCUCAUCCAAACUCAAACCAUAACCUUUAGAUGCAGUGACACGCCUCUCAUUUCAACUGAAGUUGUUUUGAUUCUCAAUCUCGCUACAUGAAUAUUUAUUACUCUAUUUAUUUAUUACUCCCUGUGAGGCUUGUGUAAGUGUUCAGGCAUGCAACACGAAAAAUGAUAUAGUGUAGAACUUGGAAUUGCUUCUGUAAUCAAAAUGGAGGGAUGUAAUUACUCUUACUGGCAACGCUGUCAGGGUGUAUUUUAAUUCAAAAUGGAACAUGAAAAUGUUUGGAAAAAUAUUGCAAAUAAUUGAAAGUAUUUUAUUUCAAAUAAAAUGUAAUGGUUUAUUUUA